AUGUUUGUUUUUGGCCUCUUAGCAUCUACCAUUCCACCCGACGACCAUUUAUCGCGCUUGCGUCUCGGCAACUAUUCACCGGACCCGGUUCAACGCCCAACCAACUGGUGGUCAAUGACAAAUGGAAAUGCACAACUGUGCACAACUGUACAACUGCACACACUUACGCCCAACCACACUGGCACACAGACAUGCAUACAGACAGUUAAAUGGACAGGCGACUUGUGGAAGCUGUCUGACAUUACUUAUGACGCCAUUGUCUUUUGUAGCAUGUAUUUGUCUGGACUUUCUCCUCUUCUGCAGACGUCCUUGGCCCGAAAUCUCACUCUUCCGCUACUCUUCCCAUUUUAUGUCCCUCUUUGGCUAUUCACCCCAACCCCUCGCAACUAUUUCACCAUUCCACUCGUCCACUCGUCCACUCGUCUAACCAUCCAGCCAUCCCGCGUUACCCGCAGAAGCGGGAGCAGAACACAAAUCAGCCGUUUUGCUUCCAAGACGACAAUGUGA
Molecule: messenger RNA, 507 nt
Organism: Protopolystoma xenopodis
Lineage: Eukaryota; Metazoa; Platyhelminthes; Monogenea; Polystomatidea; Polystomatidae
Source: the annotation of a GenBank genome assembly